Entrophospora candida is the source of this 142-nucleotide messenger RNA. The record is from the annotation of a GenBank genome assembly. Lineage: Eukaryota; Fungi; Glomeromycota; Glomeromycetes; Entrophosporales; Entrophosporaceae.
AGGAAACAAAAAUGGCUUAAAGAUAAUAGGAUAAAUAAGGAUUCUAUAGCCUCCCGUAGGCUGUUUUCCAAUAAGAAAUCAUUUUUUAUACCCAAAAUCCGAUUAAAAGUACAACAAAAAUCUAAACCAAUCAUAAUUCAAG